Molecule: messenger RNA, 3395 nt
Organism: Seriola aureovittata
Lineage: Eukaryota; Metazoa; Chordata; Actinopteri; Carangiformes; Carangidae
Gene: sdha
Product: succinate dehydrogenase complex, subunit A, flavoprotein (Fp)
Exons: 15
Coding region: 34-2022 (662 amino acids)
Biological process (GO): tricarboxylic acid cycle; mitochondrial electron transport, succinate to ubiquinone
Molecular function (GO): flavin adenine dinucleotide binding; succinate dehydrogenase (quinone) activity; electron transfer activity
Source: RefSeq, a predicted model, not a curated record
UCUUGCCUCAGAAUCGGUCCUUCUACUGACAACAUGGCGAGUGUCCGUGCCGCGUCCCGUCUCCUUUCCAAGAGGGUGCUAUCUAAAACAAAAGCAGUCCCUGCUGCUGCAGUUCAAGGCUCCAGGAACUUUCACUUCUCCAUCUAUGGCAAGAAAAGUGCCAAAGUAUCAGAUGAUAUCUCUACUCAGUACCCGGUUGUGGAUCAUGAGUUUGAUGCUGUGGUGGUAGGGGCUGGAGGGGCUGGACUUAGGGCAGCCUUUGGCCUGUCAGAGGCUGGUUUCAACACUGCUUGCGUCACCAAGCUCUUCCCCACCAGGUCUCACACUGUCGCUGCACAGGGUGGGAUCAAUGCAGCUCUGGGCAAUAUGGAGGAGGAUGACUGGAGGUGGCACUUCUACGACACAGUAAAGGGAUCUGAUUGGCUGGGAGACCAGGAUGCUAUUCACUACAUGACAGAGCAGGCUCCUGCAGCUGUAGUGGAGCUGGAGAACUUUGGCAUGCCGUUCAGCCGCACCGAAGAUGGGAAGAUCUACCAGAGGGCCUUUGGAGGUCAGAGUCUCAAGUAUGGAAAAGGAGGCCAGGCUCACCGCUGCUGCUGUGUAGCAGACAGAACAGGACAUUCUCUACUGCAUACACUUUAUGGACGGUCGCUUCGUUAUGACACCAGCUACUUUGUGGAGUACUUUGCCCUGGACCUGCUGAUGGAAAAUGGAGAGUGUAAAGGAGUAAUUGCUCUCUGCAUGGAGGACGGAUCUAUUCACCGCUUCAGAGCCAAGAAUACUGUCAUUGCUACUGGGGGUUAUGGAAGAACCUAUUUCAGCUGCACAUCUGCCCACACUAGUACAGGAGAUGGAAAUGCAAUGGUGACCAGAGCUGGACUGCCCUGCCAGGAUUUGGAGUUUGUACAGUUCCAUCCCACCGGGAUCUAUGGAGCUGGUUGCCUGAUCACAGAGGGUUGCCGUGGUGAGGGCGGUAUCCUCAUCAACAGUGAGGGAGAGCGCUUCAUGGAGCGCUACGCACCCAACGCCAAGGACCUGGCUUCCAGAGAUGUGGUGUCUCGCUCCAUGACCAUAGAGAUCAGAGAGGGCAGAGGUGUCGGUCCAGAGAAGGACCACGUGUACCUGCAGCUUCACCACCUGCCUCCUCAGCAGCUGGCCACAAGGCUGCCCGGUAUCUCAGAGACGGCCAUGAUCUUUGCUGGAGUCGACGUCACAAAAGAGCCCAUCCCUGUCCUGCCCACUGUUCAUUAUAAUAUGGGUGGAGUACCCACAAACUACAAGGGACAGGUGAUUACUCAUAGCAACGGACAGGACAAGGUGGUUCCUGGACUGUAUGCCUGUGGUGAGGCGGCCUGUGCCAGCGUCCACGGUGCUAACCGACUGGGUGCCAACUCCCUGCUGGAUCUGGUGGUGUUCGGCAGAGCCUGCGCCCUCACCAUCGCAGAGGAAAACAAACCUGGAGAGAAACUGUCGCCUCUGCAGCCCAGUGCAGGAGAGGAGUCUGUGGCCAACCUCGACAAGCUGAGGUUUGCCAAUGGAAGCCUGAGAACCUCUGAGAUCAGGCUCAACAUGCAGAAGACCAUGCAGGCUCAUGCUGCAGUGUUCCGUACCGGCUCUGUCCUGAAGGAAGGCUGUGACAAGAUGGAUGCUGUUUACCAGACCCUGGAUGAUGUCAAGACUUUCGACAGAGGCAUUGUGUGGAACACAGACCUGGUGGAAACAUUGGAGCUGCAGAAUCUGAUGCUGAACGCCGUCCAGACCAUCCACUCUGCUGAGCAGAGAAAGGAGAGCAGGGGAGCUCACGCCAGAGAGGACUUCAAGGACCGUGUUGAUGAGUAUGACUACUCGAAGCCCCUGCAGGGUCAAGAGAAGAAGCCAUUUGAACAGCACUGGAGGAAACACACUAUGUCCUACGUCGAUCCCAAGACUGGCAAGGUAACCCUGGAGUACCGCCCCGUUAUUGACAGCUCUCUGGAUGAGCAGGACUGCGCUCAUGUCCCUCCCGCCAUCCGCUCUUACUAAGAAGAUCUCCUCUCCUCUCCUCCCCCUGUCCCCGUCCCUUCCCCUCUCAUCUCACAUCCAUCUUACUCGAUUAAUGAAUUCUCAUUUAACUAUUUAAGAAGAUACAUUUUCUUUCUGUAAUCGAGAUGGCAUUUUUGGACAAAUUAUUAUGCUUUUGGUUGCACAGUUGUAUCCUUUUAGAAUAGUAAAUACAAUACUGUCUUGUCAACUUCAUCCCUUCGUGUCAUGUUCCUGCUCCUCUCCUUUUUGUUUUGAUUUAAUCUGUGUGCAGCAGAUAACUUCAACAUGGUUGUGUGACCUCUCACACUGCGUGAGCUGGUUUUGUAAAUAUCAUAAGACAAGUGAAUUACUAUGGAUUUUUCAGCCUCCAGCUGAGGAACAAAAACAAUGGAGAAUAGUUAAUGUGUUGCACCACUCGAGCUUGGCUUUUUGUGUGGACACCAUGCUUUCAUUUCCUAGUCUUGCAUUGCAUUUAAUGCUUCUUGAAUCAGAACUUCUCUCCUUUGGCUUUCUGAAGUGAAGAGAUUGUGGAAAUGAUUGUAAUGUAAAAUGCACCCAUCACCAUCAAGCCUCCAGAGAGAAGUUUUAACUAUGUAAAUAUUGCAUAAAUGUACAAUAAACAUGGCAACAUAUACUGUAUGUACUUGUUAAAGUAUAAGGUAGUCUUUUCUCAUUCACUACGGCCUUCAGUUUUGAAUAGUUGUUACUUCUUGUGAUACUUCAUGUGUGUGGUUUAAAUGAUAAAAUACAUAUAUCUCCUGUUGAGUAGAUUAAAAAGUUGAUCGACUUAAUCAACCUUAAGCUUAUCUAUAGUUCUUUACUAUAAAUGUUAACCAAAUGAAGCAGCUUGAAUCUAUUUAUCAACUGUUGGAACAAUGACUUCUUUCUACAAUUUGCUGUUGUUGUUUUCUCUGAGGAUAAAUUCCAGUAAGGGUCAUUGAAGUGCACAGAGCUGUUGGGCUUGUUAGGUUGCAGGAGAAAAAUCCUCCUCCAGAAGUUAUGAAUUCUGAGCCCAAACAUCAAUGCCAGCUCUUAAGUGGUGCGAGGGAAGCAGCGAUACGAGUGGUUUCAUUUGAAAGAAAAUUGCGUGUGAUUGAGAAUUAAUGGCCGAUUCACACUAACUGGAAUUUACCACAUUGCCUGCAACUCCACAAAUAACUUUGACAUUUAGACUGAGAGAUUCGCUCAGUGUCGUCACUUGAAGUUUUGAAUAAAUUCACAUGCCGUGCUUCUUGUGCUGAAUUGUUGAAACGGUGACUUAAUUUAUUUGCCUGUUUUAAAAGAAAAAAGUUUGAGUUCAUUUUCUUCUGGUUUUGCCAUUUGUACUUAUUUUCACAUGUUCAAUAAAGUGUAGACUAUGCAUAGAAACAAAA